This is a messenger RNA of Neopelma chrysocephalum (saffron-crested tyrant-manakin), 1395 nucleotides long. RefSeq names its product zinc finger protein 501-like. The record is from RefSeq and is a predicted model, not a curated record. The transcript has 4 exons. The coding region runs from base 1 to 1395 and encodes 464 amino acids. NCBI's taxonomy places the organism in Eukaryota, Metazoa, Chordata, Aves, Passeriformes, Pipridae.
AUGGAGGAGGAGGCUGCGAGGAAGAGGAAGAUGCCUUGGGCCCCCCAGGCAGGCCCCGAGCUGAGGACGGAGAGCCCGGAGGACAAAUCCCCCUGGCAGAGCCUGGUGGGAGAGGCCGUUUUGAAGGGCUCCACGGUGCAGGAAGGCAGCGGGGAGGAAAAGGGCCGGAGAUGCCCCCGCAGGAGGGGCUCCAAAGCCAGCCCAGGGUGCUCUGAGGAGGAAAGACCCAGCCUGUGCCGGGAAGGCAGAUGGAGCUCUGACCUGGUGGUCCCUGAGCAGCCUCCCAGCAGGCAGAAGCCCUUCAGGUGCUUGGAAUGUGGGAAGAGCUUCAGGAAGAGCACCGACCUCCUCAAGCACCAGCACAUCCACACUGGAGAAUGGCCUUACACAUGUGGGGAAUGUGGGAAGAGCUUCAGGGACAGCUCCACCCUCUGCACCCACCGUCGCAUCCACACUGGGGAACGGCCCUACAAGUGCUUGGAAUGUGGGAAGAGGUUUCAGACCAGCUCACAUCUCUUCCUGCACCAGCGGAUGCACAUGGAUGAGAGGCCCUUCCGCUGCACCGACUGCGGGAAGGGCUUCAAGCUCAACUGCCACCUCAUCAGGCACCGGCGCAUCCACACCGGGCAGAGGCCCUACAAGUGUGGGGAGUGUGUGAAGAGCUUCACCCACAGCUCUGCCUUGACCACCCACCGUCGCAUGCACACUGGUGAACAGCCCUACAAAUGUGGGGAAUGUGGGAAGAGCUUCAGUGACAGCUCCAGCCUCCGCAAACACCAGCGCAUCCACACUGGGGAACGGCCCUACAAGUGCUUGGAAUGUGGAAAGAGGUUUCAGCGCAGCUCAAAUCUCCUCAGGCAUGAGCAGAUGCACACGGAUGAGAGGCCCUUCCGCUGCACCAACUGCGGGAAGGGCUUCAACCGGCAAUCCAACCUCGUCACCCACCAGCGCAUCCACACCGGGGAGAGGCCCUACAAGUGUGGGGAGUGUGGGAAGAGCUUCACCAAGAGCUCUAAUGACAACUCCACCCUCUGCACCCACCAGCGCAUCCACACUGGGGAACGGCCCUACACGUGUGGGGAAUGUGGGAAGAGCUUCAGUGACAGCUCCAGCCUCCUCACCCACCAGCGCAUCCACACUGGGGAACGACCCUACAAGUGCUUGGAAUGUGGGAAGAGGUUUCAGCGCAGCUCACAUCUCCUCAGGCAUGAGCAGACACACACAGAUGAGAGGCCCUUCCGCUGCACCGACUGUGGGAAGGGCUUCAAGCACAACGACACCCUCGUCAGGCACCGGCGCAUCCACACCGGGGAGAGGCUCUACAAGUGUGGGGAGUGUGGGAAGAGCUUCACCCACAGCUCUUACCUGACCUCACACCAACAGACCCACAAGUAA